Misgurnus anguillicaudatus (oriental weatherfish) is the source of this 1056-nucleotide messenger RNA. RefSeq lists its product as uncharacterized. The record is from RefSeq and is a predicted model, not a curated record. Gene Ontology annotation, molecular function: protein binding. NCBI's taxonomy places the organism in Eukaryota, Metazoa, Chordata, Actinopteri, Cypriniformes, Cobitidae.
UAUUGGGUAUGAAGUGUAAUGACAUAAGUGUGAAAGGUUUAAAUAAAUUAAAUGCUUAAAGUUGCGUUUUAGAAACAUGUGAUUGGCUGAUCAGAGAACUGUGACCUGGAGCAGGUAAACACUCAAAUAGAGCAGACGUAAAUAGACUUAAGAGACUUACUUUAAUUUCCCAGAAAAGCUUCGAAUGAAAACACUGUGUGUGCGAGAGUAUUUAAAGACAAGUAAAGGUAUAGCAGUGAUUCUGAAAGAGUAAAGUGUCCGCCAGUGUAGAAGUGGAGCUUGUUUUACUUGGCAUUACAUCACCGAAAACAUGCAGCAAAUCUACACACAGAGUCAUGAAGAAUUUGAAGUAUUCACCACUGUGCUGUCUCCUCAAGUUUGUCGGAGAAGAGUAAUACUCAAGCACCAAGGAGAAAUGGUGGUUGUGGUGACAGGAUACAGUGCAGAAUAUGAUGAUGAGGUGUGCGUCUGUGCUGGGGAAGUCGUGAUGCUGCUGUAUCAGGAAGAUGCUGAAUGGUGUUAUGUUCGACUGCAGAAUGGACGGGAGGGAUACCUGCCCACUGCCUGCUUAACACAGAAACAAGAUCCGUUGCCGCCUAUCGUGACUAAGCAGAGCUCCAUGCAGGAAUCUCCUCGUGUUCGCAGUGUCUGCACAGAACGCUCUUUGAAACUUCCAAGACGAGCAUCAUUAUCAGGAGUACCUGGUUCACCUCGAUUACUUCAGCGGCUGCUCACUCGACCCCGUCGACGCAGUGAAGGACAGGCCACACAUCUAGUUGGCGCUAUCAAUCCUGCAUUCCAUCCAGACUGACUCCGCCCCAAAAUGCCAUUACCUUUAAGCUCCACCCCUGGACCUCUAAGCUCCUCCUUUACCUUAUAAGCACAGAAGAACAGAAAUUAAGCCAGUUUAAAAGUUCAGUCCUCAUGUACAGUAACUCCAUAUUACCUGACCUGGUCUUAGGAUCUGAAAAUUCACUAUUAUCAUAUUGAGUUGACCCAAAUGUACAUAUGUAAAUAUUGUAAUAGUUAUUUUCAAUAAAAAGUUUAUAAUCAUAA